Messenger RNA from Trichoderma virens Gv29-8, 1443 nucleotides. RefSeq lists its product as uncharacterized. The transcript has 4 exons. The coding region runs from base 1 to 1443 and encodes 480 amino acids. NCBI's taxonomy places the organism in Eukaryota, Fungi, Ascomycota, Sordariomycetes, Hypocreales, Hypocreaceae. The record is from RefSeq and is a predicted model, not a curated record. Gene Ontology annotation, biological process: negative regulation of silent mating-type cassette heterochromatin formation; negative regulation of rDNA heterochromatin formation. Gene Ontology annotation, cellular component: cytosol; Rpd3L complex.
AUGGCGUCGCAGCAGGUUAUCUUUGCCGAGACCAUCGCCGGCAUGAAGAAGGCCUUCAAGCGGAGGGCCUAUGAGUCUGACUCCGACUCGGAGAUCGACAGCUUCACUAAUCGCGGCAACAAACUUAAGAAGAGGGCGCGUUUCGCACACAAGGGGCAAUUGAUGCCCACGGCAGGGCCUGGAGCCUACAAGGAGUCUGUCGAGUACGCCGGUGUUCAAAGGUCCAUUAUCCAUCGCAACCCUCCCUUGGUCGACGAUGACGGCUACGAGUUCGACAGCGACGACGACGAGUCCCGCGUCGAGGAGGCCAUACUGUCAGCUGCAGAGCUGAAUCCAUAUGCAAACAUCCGCUUGGAACACAUCCUUGCGCCCCUCACUGCUUCAACCGACCUCCCAACCCAUCCCGUCUUCUCCAAGCCCUUCACCUCCCAUACCCUCACCGAGCUAGUCAAACAAAGUUCUGGCAUAAUGCAAAAGGAAAACCGGUCGUUGUGGCAGGUUCGGCAUUUAUGGACCUCGCUCUGCGGCGAUUCUACUUGGGUGCCGUGUUCGACCAUGGUCGGCACCAACGACAUCGAUUUUUAUACUAAAAACAACGAGGCUCACCCGCCUCAAGAUCUCUCCAAGGCGGGCGAUAACGUGUCUUCACCAUCCAACGUGAAUGGCGAGAAGAAGCCUGAUGCGUCCGCGCCUCAUACUGCCGGCACAAAUGAACCGGCAAAAUCAGACGAGAAGUGCGCCGCUGCUUCAGCAGAUGCCGACGUGCCCAUGGGCGAUGCCGAAUCACCUGGGAAGAGAAAAACACCUCCCAAGCAGGAUGAGGCAAUGGAAACAGAUGACGCAGUUCCCAAGGAGCAGUCUGAUGAAACACAAGACGCGAAAAAAGAAAACGGCAAAAGCACACCUAAUGGCGACACUGGGAGAAAUACAAACGGCAGAGAGCCAUCAAACGAAAAUACAAGUCAAGGUCGCAAAAAGGGAAGCCGGCUACCUAGCGAAGACGUCCAAAUGCAGGACAGCGUUGAACAAGCAAACAAGACUUCCCAAGAAAACCCAGAAGCCAAGCAGGACGCGGAGGCUUCAUACAUCCACCCAAUGUUCCUGCCGCCUUCAAAUGCCUCGCUCGAUCGGAACCUCGGCUUACCAGACGCUGAAGCCGAAGACAUCAGGCGGCUCCUUGCCUUGUAUGUGCAGAAGCAAGAAGAGGUCUGUCGAGGGGCUGCGAGACUGCACAUGGGUCUGCUGAGGGCGCAAAGGCUCCGUAAAGAUGUGCUGGACUGGUCAAAAGCAGAGGCACACUGCGGCCCAAAUCGAGACAUGUCAGAUGGCGAAGACUGGUACGACAAGGAGGAAUGGGGCCUGACAGAGGACCUCAAGAAGGGCCAAGACGAAGAAGAGGAAGACACUGCAACGGCAGGAAAGAAGACGAGAAACAGGCGGUAA